UGUGCUGGAGACACAUGGGACUAAACGCUCUGCUUUCCUCUCCCUGUGGCAGGAACUUCUACUACAUCACCAUCCUGCGUGACCCGGUCUCACGGUACCUGAGCGAAUGGCGCCACGUCCAGCGAGGAGCCACGUGGAAGGCAUCCCUGCACGUCUGCGACGGCCGGUCCCCCACCACCGAGGAGCUGCCCAGCUGCUACACAGGGGAUGACUGGUCGGGCUGCUCCCUGCAGGAGUUCAUGGAUUGCCCUUACAACCUCGCCAACAACCGCCAGGUCCGCAUGCUCUCCGACCUCAGCCUGGUGGGGUGCUACAACCUGUCAGUGAUGCCCGAGGAGCAGAGAAACAAGGUUCUGCUGGACAGUGCCAAGGAGAACCUGAAGCGCAUGGCCUUCUUUGGCCUGACGGAGUUUCAGCGCAAGACUCAGUAUCUCUUUGAGAAGACUUUCAACAUGAACUUCAUCUCGCCGUUCACGCAGUACAAUAGCACAAGGGCCUCCAGCGUGGAGAUAGACGAGCAGACUCAGCGGCGCAUCGAGGCUCUCAAUUUUUUAGAUAUGGAGUUGUACGACUAUGCAAAAGACCUGUUUUUGCAGCGGUACCAGUACAUGCGGCAGAAGGAGCACCAGGAAGCGCGGCGGAAACGCCAGGAACAGCGCAAGAUCCUGCGGGCCAAGCAAGCGCUCCUGAGGGAGCAGGGCGAGAACAGCUCCAGCACUGACUACAUUGGGAAUGUGGAGCGGUGGCGGCGGUAGGGGGGGGGCACUCGCCAGGCACUGGAAAUGAAGCAGAAGCCACCCCAACCCGCACGUGGGACACGACACAGUGACGCUUCUCAAGGGUUUGAAGCAAAAAAGAAGGUUAAAAACGUUGCCUUUGCAGUUGCCUUUGUUGUACUGUACGUGGAACACUUAAUCUUAGUGUGUAAUUGAAUUGUCCUUUUUAGGUUUUGGUGGCAGGAGCCAAGUAGGCUCAUCGGAAAUGGUUGCUUGGACAUUUUUUAAAAGAAAAGGGGGGAAGAAAAAAGCAAAUCCUGACAUGAGUUCUGAGUACAAAAUGGGAUGCUGGAAAAUGUGUGUGAUGCUCGGCUGAAAUCUCUCUGGAAAGCAAACUCAUUUCCUAAUAGCGAGCAUCUAGCAUACUCUCACAAUACAGUAUAUGAGCAAAAGCUGUAUUCCCUUUGAUUUCAUCUUCAUUUUGUUUGAAUAAUGUGCUUUCAAGGGCACCGACUGCUUCUCAUAUUUACCAAGUUAAUGAAUGGACAGUGAAGGGGACAAUAAUGGUCCAGAGAAAAUAUUGACUAGUUUUCUGUAUAAUAUUGGCUUUUAAAAGGAAUAGAAGUAAUUUCUCUAGUUAUAUAAAUAUUGAAAAUUUUAAACUUUUUCUACCUACUGCUGUUUAGAGUUUUAAGCUUGGUCUAUCUCAUAUUAAUAGUAACAAGGACAUACAUACUUUUCGGAACUCAAUGCCAAUGUUAAAGACACUGUUUCCAGAAGCUUUCAGGGCAGUUUGAUUUUAACCAUUCUGGAAAAGUUACAGCAUAUUUUCAUGUUCGUUUCAUAAAGCCUUUUCCAAAUUAGAACCCUGUGACAGUGUCUCAUUUUAAGCCUUUCUUACCCAUUAGAAUACAUAAUUUCUCAUUCCUUAAUCACUGGUGGUAUAAACUAGACGAAAUUA
Nestor notabilis (Kea) is the source of this 1677-nucleotide messenger RNA. RefSeq names its product heparan-sulfate 6-O-sulfotransferase 2. Gene Ontology annotation, cellular component: membrane. The record is from RefSeq and is a predicted model, not a curated record. The transcript has a single exon. NCBI's taxonomy places the organism in Eukaryota, Metazoa, Chordata, Aves, Psittaciformes, Psittacidae. Gene Ontology annotation, molecular function: heparan sulfate 6-sulfotransferase activity. The coding region runs from base 15 to 755 and encodes 246 amino acids.